AUGGCGUUGGGAGAUCCUAAUGAUAUGGAGCAGGUCCGCGACUGGAUAACAUAUGGACUUAGACUCAUUAGGAAGACAACGAGGCUAGACCUGUUGCUUGUAAUCCUGGUGAGAUCUCUAAUAGAGGACAUCAGAGAUGUCAGAUUCCACAAGGUUGAGACUGGAUUAGAGACGAUAUCUGGACGCACCCAUGCCGUAAAGCUCAAAAAUCUCUCUGCAAUGGAAGUGAACAUUGUCCGUCCUUUCAUGGUGAGAACUUUGCAGGCAUUCAAUAAGCAUGAUAGUCCACAGAUGAUUCAGCAAGCAGAUAAUAUAGGGAGCAGAGCAACACCAAUUACAUACCGUGGUCCAAGAGAGGCUGGACCUGUUGCUCGUAAUCCUGGUACUUGUAAUCUUGGUGUUGUAUUGAACUUGUUGUAUUGA
Molecule: messenger RNA, 423 nt
Organism: Miscanthus lutarioriparius
Lineage: Eukaryota; Viridiplantae; Streptophyta; Magnoliopsida; Poales; Poaceae
Source: the annotation of a GenBank genome assembly